CGAGGACAAUUUGCAGCUUUCCCAUUCUCUGAUCCAUGACAGCAAAAGAUGCCAUCCUAUCUUGUUGACCAUCUCAGUCAUACUCAAUUCGCCUCUGCGCUCAUAUCUACCUCAACCCCAGCUAGGUGAAAACAUGUCGAAUCAAACCAUUGCAGACACGGACACGCCAGAUCCAUGGAUGGUCGCCGCGCACAACCGCUUCUACCUGACCUUUACCUGCGGAGACCGUGUCGAGAUAUGGAUGUCGCACAACAUGGAGGACUUUAGGAAUUGUAAGAAGAUCAUCGCCUGGAAACCGCCGCCCGCAACUCCCUGGGUGGUCGACAUCUGGGCCCCCGAACUACACUACCUGAAUGGAAGAUGGUACAUCUACUUCUGCGGGGCGCAUCCGGAGGUUGGGAACCCUUCACAUCGGACGCUUUUGCUGCGCAGCCAGAGCCAAGAUCCCAUGGAGGCGGGAGCUUGGGAGUUUCUCGGACAGAUGGAGGGACUGCCUAACCACUGGAACAUCGAUGCGACCGUCUUCUUCCUGCAGCGCACUCAGAAGCUGUAUUGCUGUUACUCAGGGUGGCCGCUGGGCGAUGACUCGGACCGGCAGCAAGAUCUGUUCUUGAUCGAGCUGGAGACGCCCGAGGUCGCGCGGCCUGAGACGCUCACAUGCAUAUCCAGGGCGGAACUGCCUUGGGAAAGGGCCGAUGGAGGGACACACGGCGUCAACGAAGGUCCGACGUUCGUGAGCAUCCCGGGCUAUGAGGGAAUCAUCUACAGUGCCAACGGGAGCUGGACCAGCGACUACAGGUUGGGCGUGUUACAGCUGGUCGGCGAUGAUCCGCUGAAGGAGUCGUCAUGGAGGAAACGCCCAACGCCGCUGCUAGUCAGUGACGGAGAAAAAGGAGGACCUUUUGGGCCGGGACACGCGAGUUUCAUCCCUUCUCCGUAUGGGGAUGGGAGAGUGUAUUGCAUCUACCACGCCACGGAGCACGAGGGCCAGGGAUGGAAUAACCGCAAAGCCCGAGUCCUGAGUUUUGGUCCAGAGCACUUUCAUCCUCAGGCCCAAUCCAUGUGCUGUGCGUUGUCCGUCUCGGGGCAGUGGAGCGGUGGUGUCUCGGUAUCGAACUCGGGGGGGAUGACAGGAAACAUGUCCCAGCCGGGAGCGCAUGCACAGCGAGGCGACGAGCAUAGAGCAAGUCUGAUCAACAAGCUUGGGGGCAAGAUCUUGAGGAAGUUGAGGGAGUAUACAUAGCCACAAAGCAGGAUCGAGGACCUGCUCGCCUCAAUCACCUGUACCGUGCAAGCCCAACGCUGUAUGGAUGGAGGACGCACGGGGAAAUUCCGC
Molecule: messenger RNA, 1336 nt
Organism: Cladophialophora immunda
Lineage: Eukaryota; Fungi; Ascomycota; Eurotiomycetes; Chaetothyriales; Herpotrichiellaceae
Exons: 1
Coding region: 134-1243 (369 amino acids)
Biological process (GO): carbohydrate metabolic process
Molecular function (GO): hydrolase activity, hydrolyzing O-glycosyl compounds
Source: RefSeq, a predicted model, not a curated record